CUUAGAAAGUAAACCCUAACCCUAACUAACGUUGGCAAUUCUCUUCUUAUCUACUUCGAAAGAUGAAGCGUCGUAAAUCAGUAGAGGCCGAGGGAUCAAGGAAACGGCCAUCGUCCGAGGAAGAAGAAAAGAUGGCGCGGCGUCGUAGAGCAGCUGAGGCGGAGGAAAAAAGGAAACGUCCAUUGUCCGACGAAGAAGAAGAAGAAGAUCUAGAUUCUGAUACGGAUCAAGAGGCAGAAAAGAGCCAGCCUCCACCUCCACCUCCACCGAAGAAGAAAUUAACCCCUCUUCCUCAAACCCAUUCUUCUUCUGAGGACGACGAUAGUGAAUCUGAGUCUGAGCCUGAAAUUGAUUUACAAAAUAAGUCAGUUCCUGUACCGAAACUUGGAUCUAGUAAGCCGAUGAUGGGGGAUCCCUCAAAAUCUUCCAAAAAACCCAUUACUAAACAAUCUACGGAUUUACAGCAUUCUGCUGGGGUUUCUUCUAAGAGGCCGAGGCUGGAAGAUUCUCCCACUCUAAAGAAGUCAAAGAAGAAGAAGAAGGAAAAAGAACAGGAAAAAGAACAGGAAAAAGAGCAGGAAAAAGAGCAGGAAAAAGAUCUGGAAAAGGACUUGAAAGGGAAGGAAAAAGAGCAGGAAAAAGAUCUGGAAAAGGACUUGAAAGGGAAGGGAGAAGAUGCCAAAAAACAGCUCUUCCAGCGGAUAUGGAGCGAAGACGAUGAACUUGUAAUCCUCAAAGGAUUGAUCGAUCAAGCCGAAAAACAAGCGAUUGCUCCUUCAUCAGUUGAUAUGCAUACAUUUUACAACGUUAUCAAAGGGUCUCUUCAUGUAGUAGAUCUCACCAAAAGUCAGUUGAGUGAAAAAGUGAAAAGAAUCAAAAAGAAGUUUCAGACUAAUCUGAAGAAGAAAAGUAAAACUGGAGUUGAUAGAAAAUUCUCAAAACCUCACGACCAGAGUUGUUUUGAUUUAUCGAAAAAGAUCUGGGGCAGCGACAAUGUUAUGGAGAAAGGAAAGAUGGUUGAUGUUGUUCAAGUUGAUGUUGCUGCUGUUGCUGUUGAUUCUACUCUAUCCGCGGUGAAAAGAAGAUGGAGCUGGACAACAAGUUGAAUCAGAUACAAGUGAAGGAGUUGGAGCUUAAAAUGCUGACACUGGACUACAUGCGAGAUAAGACAUCUUUUAUCCUGGAAGCGUUGCAAUCCGACAUAAAUCUAAGUAAGUAAUUGGUAACAUUUUGGAGACAAUGUUUUUGGUUUCAUUUUGGUUUUUGAAUUUCUGGUUUAUUUUGGUUAUGAACUUUUAGCUUAUUUUUGGUUACAUAGGCCCAUUUGUGCAUGAUCUUACAGUUUUUGGUUCUUGGUUUUAUCAAGAAUAUUUUGAAUGGGCAAUAUAUAUAGUUUCUACUAAGACGAUGCUUUGUUGGUAAUGAAAAUAUAUAUAUGGACAAAUGUUAUGCAUUGA
This is a messenger RNA of Impatiens glandulifera, 1457 nucleotides long. RefSeq names its product probable transcription factor At4g01260. Gene Ontology annotation, biological process: regulation of DNA-templated transcription. The record is from RefSeq and is a predicted model, not a curated record. Lineage: Eukaryota; Viridiplantae; Streptophyta; Magnoliopsida; Ericales; Balsaminaceae. The transcript is spliced from 2 exons. The coding region runs from base 63 to 1106 and encodes 347 amino acids. Gene Ontology annotation, cellular component: nucleus.